AUGGCCAUUGGUGUAUGGCGGGCACAGUCUUCCAGGCCUCUCCAGACUCCAACUUUCAACUUUCGAAUACUUUCCGCAGCUUUACUCAAGAUGCUGUCAACCUGUUUCUUGCGAAUCAUAAUGGUUGUACUCCUCAUCCAGUCGGAAGCCCCUAGCUUUGUGGAAGCCUUGGACUGUUCAAAUAUAGUUGAUGGGAACAUACGUUUUCCGUACCCUGGCUGCGCACGAAUACUUCCAGACAAAGUGCAUUUCGAAGGAAACAACGGACCAUUAGUACAUUAUAAGGUGGAGACCAUCAACGCUCCCACGAAUUCAAAGGGCAACCCGGACUGCUCCGCAACCCGGAACCAGAUCGAAAUAUGCUGUACCCAAAAAGGGGCGCCGGCACCAGAGGACAUCCUCAUCCGGACUUGGAUAGAAUUUUGCAGGUAUUCCAACGGUAAUGCGAUCCCCAGGAACCAAGGAUAGCGAAUCAACAGGAAACUCGAGGAUCCAAUCAAGAAUCUCUCAAACCCCCCUUUCGUUCAUAUCAUCUUUACAUCAUCCACUUUCAUCAUGGAAUGAAGAUCCCUAAGUUGCCAUGUUCCAAA
Puccinia graminis f. sp. tritici CRL 75-36-700-3 is the source of this 590-nucleotide messenger RNA. RefSeq lists its product as uncharacterized. The transcript has 3 exons. Bases 1 to 468 code for a protein of 155 amino acids. The record is from RefSeq and is a predicted model, not a curated record. Lineage: Eukaryota; Fungi; Basidiomycota; Pucciniomycetes; Pucciniales; Pucciniaceae.